UAUAUAAAUUUAUGUAUAUGAAGGGAUGAUUAAAGAAAAAUGAAAAAAAGACUGUGCCAAUGAAGAGUACGUUUGUCACACAUGACACAACAACAACAACAACAACAACAACAACAACAACAACAACAACAACAACAUCUAGUGGUGGUGGAUAAGGUGGUUGUGGUGUUGUACUGAUGGUGGUGGCAGUCACUAGUAGUGGGAGAAAAUUUAAAAGUGGGGUGCAACAGCAACAGCAGCAUCACCAGCGGCACCGAGUGAUUCCUCGUGUACUCGCCUCUGUGAUUAUCGUGUCUUUAAAGUCUCUCAGUAAUAUAUGUUUUAUGAAUCUUGGACAUUAGUAUUAAAUAAUAUUUAAUGAUAUAUUUAUAAAUAAAAAUUAAUUAAUUAGUUAAUUAAUAAUAAAAUUGUCCGAUAACUUAUAAAAAAAAAAAUUCAAAAAUUAAUUUAUUAAAAUGACGUUUCGAAAUAACGAAAAAAUGAAUAAAAAGUGACUUUUUAAAUAUAUCAUUAUUUUUAGAAUAAUAUUUUUUGAAUUUAUAACCGUGGGGUUUUUUAAAAAUAUGAUUAGAAGUAAUUGUAAAAUGUGAUUUAUUGAAAUGUGUUUUUAUGAUUGUGUAUUAAACCGGUGAUAUCGAUUAUUUACAAUAAUACUAAUAAAAAUAAUAGUAAUAGUAAUAGUUAUUAUUAUUAUUACUAUAUUUUAUAUUUUGGCGCAAAGCGCCUGAAAUGACGAACACGCGACAUUAUUCAUUAUUAUUAAAACAACAUUAUUAUCAGCAUCAGUAUCAAUAUCAUAGGCAUCGUUGUAAGACUGUACUAAUUUUAAUUGGAGUACUUUUACUAGAUAUACAAAAUGUUGCAGGCGGUAUAUGUUGGUCAUCAAUAAGCAAUAGUAAGUGUAAAGAAUUAUUAUCUCAAGGUGUAACACGUGAAGAGUGUUGUGCUUCAAAUGCUGCCGCUGCGACUGCAUACUCCGACGAGGAUCUCGACAGCGGAAGUUUAUUUUUUUGGCGAGUACUUGGUGGUGGUGUUCACUGUCGUCCUUGUCGUGAAAGUUGCGCACAAGUACAAUGUGAUGAGGGUAAAAAAUGUGUGGUGCGACGUGGUAGACCACGAUGUGUGUGUAGUCCAGAGUGUAAAACACCACGCGGUGGCUCUAAUGGUCCCGUAUGUGGUACCGACGGUAGAAGUUACAGAAGUCUAUGUCGUCUUAAAAAACAUGCUUGUAAAAAAGCUAGUCACGAGCUUACUGUCGCUUACAACGGCUACUGUCAAAGUUCAUGUACGCGGGUGCACUGCGGUCAGGGACGAAGUUGCCUAUUGGAUCAAAAUCUGAGUCCACAUUGCGUUAAAUGCGCCCGGAAAUGUCCUCAGUCAUCUUCGGCAGUGGGUGCGAUUCUGCAACAGCAGCACAAGCAGUCAUUGCAACCAUUGGCCAGCAGACCUGUUUGCGGUGCCGACGGUAAUACUUACAAGAGUGCAUGUCAUCUGCGUCUAGCUGCCUGUCGUGCCGGUCGUGCGAUUCCAGUAGCAUACAAAGGACAUUGUAAACAAAACGCAGACUGCACGACAAUAAGAUGCCGAGAGGGUCAAACAUGUUUGACAGAAAUAAAAACAAAUCGACCAAGAUGCGUGACUUGCAUGUACCGAUGCCCUGGUGCCCAGAGGAAACACGAAAAAAGUUACGAUAAAAAACGUCAACGAUUUCGUGGUGAAGAACACCACGAUCCCGGGUCUGGGUAUCCAUCAGUAUUAUGCGCGACCAAUAACUUGACUUAUCCAAGCUGGUGUCAUAUCAUUAAGGACGCAUGUGUCACCGGAUUUGUGCUGGAGACCAAACAUGCCGGACCUUGCAAUAUUCACGAUACUUCAAUUUACGACGAAGAAACCAUAACAUCAACCAGCUACGGAGUCGAUCUAAUGGACGAAGUAUCGCUUAGAGAAAAUUUAACGCGCAGAACAUUAAAUUAAUAAAUUAAAUAAAUAAUUAGUAGGCCGACAUAUCAGGAUUACUUAAGAAAAAAAUAAUAAUAUUAAUAAAUCUGUCGAUGAUUAUUAUAUUACUUGAAAAAAAUUGUUAUAACAAUAACAAUAAUAAUAUUAAAAAUAAUAGUAACGAGAAUAUCAUUAAACACAAAAUAUAAAAUAACAUACAAAGAAUUGCGUUUCACAAUAUAUAUGUUAUUUAUUUAGACUUUCGGUCAACUCUUGGCGGAAUCGGCAAUUUUAAAAAAUUAUUAACAUAAAUAACCGCUAAGAUCAAUAGUAUUAUUUUAUUUUUCAUUUUCCAGCCGUGCGCCAGUAGUUAUACCAUUGUCGUACUUAAUUUAUUUUUUUAGAUUCAAAUGUUUAUAAUUAAAUAAUUAUUAUUAAUUGAAUAAAUAAUAAAAUAAAUAAAUAUUAUUAUUAUUCUGAGCAUUAUUAGUAUAAUUUUUUAGUCGCGUUUGUACAGAAAAUAAAAAAAAAAUAAUUGACUCAUUAAUUAAUAAAUAAAUUAAUUAUUUUUAAAUAAUUAGUCAUUGCAUGGCUUAGUAAUUAGACCAAAUAUAGAUUUAAUUAUCAGCUACGGUCUAUGAAAAAUAUUUUUUUUAAAUUCUUUUAAGGUCCACGUGUUUAUUUAUUAUUUAUUUUUUUCCUUAUUUGUAAAAAGUACCACGGGGUGGAUUUGAACCCAAGACUUUUACAUUUGACUGUCUCUUUUUAAAUCAUUUAUUAUAAAGACUAUUUAAUAAUACUGAUAGAAGGAAUUAUUUGUAUUAAAUGAGAUUUAUAAAUAUUUAAUAAAUUAUUAUUUAUGGUAAUUAUUUCUUAAUUUUUAGUAAUAGUUAAUAAAUAUUUAUUUAGGUUGGUAAAAAGUCUAAUGAAUUCAGACAUCAAUGAUGUGUUUUGAUGAGUUGUUAAUUAAAAUUAAUAAUAAUUAUCACAAAGUUUAUGCACCAUGUGAGUAGAUAUUCGUCAUUAGGAAAAAGUAAAACAGAUGUAAUAAAUAAUUACUAUUGGUUAUUAUAAAUAGUAAGUUUAAUGUAUAUUAUUAUUAAAACAUUUAAAAUUAUUAUUUUAAAAUGAAUAUCACGUGAUAGAUGCCAUAAGGGCGUAUACAAAAUUUUUUUUUAAUCGUGUCAGCCAUAUUCUAAACUGGAAAAAGGAAAAAAAUGUCGGAGCUUAAAAAGCGUAAUGUUCAUUUAAUCGGAUUUUAAUACAAAAUAAAUUUUUUAUUUUAAUGCUCAACCAAAUGAAUUCUAUUUUUGAUUGAAAUUGGAAAAAAAAAUUUUUACUGAUUUUUUUUUAAUUUGGGAAAGAAAAAUUGUUUGUCAAAUUUUUCAUUACUGAAUUUCGUUCACCCAUUUUGUCGCCCCUUUCUACAAUUUAACUUUUCACCUUUCAUAUUUAUUCUGAUAUAACGUUAUUUUCAUGAUUUGUAAUAAAGAACAUAAUUUUUUUUUUAUGCGCCCUUUUGACUUUAAUAAAAAUUUUCUUAAAGUCAAAAGGGCGUAUAUCAGUAGUACGCCCUUUCGGCAUUUGUCACGCGAUAUCUUUAGUAAUAAUAAUAAAAUCCUUCUAUCGGUAUAAGUACAAAAUUUUAAUACAUAUAUUUAAAUAUAUAUGUAUAUAUUUAUUAUUAACAAGUGGACUUUUAAAAAUUAUUAUUUUUAAACAAAGGUGCUCCGCAAUUAAAAAAUGUAGCUAAUUUGAUGUUAUGUUAUUUAUUAACCAUUAAAAAAAAUUUAUUAUUUAUAUUUUGUUUUACUUCUGAAAAAAAAUUUAAAAAAAAAACAAAAAACAGUUUAUUGAUUAGUUUAAAGUAUGAGAUUAAUUAUUUAUUUACUUGCUAAUACGAUGACUAAA
Molecule: messenger RNA, 3849 nt
Organism: Microplitis mediator
Lineage: Eukaryota; Metazoa; Arthropoda; Insecta; Hymenoptera; Braconidae
Product: follistatin-A
Exons: 6
Coding region: 730-1974 (414 amino acids)
Biological process (GO): anatomical structure development
Molecular function (GO): collagen binding; extracellular matrix binding; protein binding
Source: RefSeq, a predicted model, not a curated record